Molecule: messenger RNA, 4300 nt
Organism: Ictidomys tridecemlineatus (thirteen-lined ground squirrel)
Lineage: Eukaryota; Metazoa; Chordata; Mammalia; Rodentia; Sciuridae
Gene: Zmat1
Product: zinc finger matrin-type 1
Molecular function (GO): zinc ion binding; nucleic acid binding
Source: RefSeq, a predicted model, not a curated record
CAAAAAAAAUCUGAAUGCAAGUCCUUUACCAAAUAUAUGAUUUUUCAAACAUUUUCUCCCAGUCAGGGCCUUAUCUUUUUCUUUUUUCAACCAAGUAUUUGGAAGAGCCAAAAAUUUUAACUUUGAAGAAGUUGUCAAUUUCUUUUACUUAUGGACUGUGGUUUGAGUGUCUCAUUUAUGAACUCCUUACCUAACCCUUGUCAGCAGCAUCACAAGGGUUUUCUCCAGUAUAUUUUUUCUCAAAGUUGUAUAUUUUUAAGUCUUAUGGUCAGAUUUGUCAUCUAUAUUGAGUUGACAUUUAUAUGUGAAUGUAGAUAUCCACGUGUCCCAGCACAGUUUGUUGAAAAGAUUAUCCUUUCUGGAUGCCAUGCCUUUGUGCCUUUGUUAAAAAAAAAAAAUCAAUUGUCAGUAUUACUAUAUGUUCAUUUCUCAAUACUUUAUUCUUUUCUUUUGAUUGACUUCUUUUUACCUUGAUGCCAACAUUUCUUUUAGCAUUAAUGCAGAUUUAAUAAGGAGUGUUGAAAUAAGAUUGUUUGCCCUCUUACAUUUUUAUUUUUCAAAGUUAAUUCAUAGUCUACAUUCUUUGCAUUUCCAUGUGAAUUUAGACUUGACCGGUCAACUUCUUUUAAAGAAAAUGUCUUUUUUUUUUAUUUGAAGAGAAUAGACAUCCUAAAAACAAUGAGUCAUCCAGUUCAUGAAUAUGUCAUUCUGUUUAUUUAGAUUUGUAAUCUCUCAGUAAUAUUUAGAAAUAUUCAGUGUAUAAGUAUUAUACAUCAGUGGGAAGAUAUUCCCAAUUAUUUCAUACUAACUGAUGCUAUUAUAUAUAGUGUUUUAAAAUAUAAUUUUAUGUAUUUUAUUUUCACUGAGAUGUCAGCAGCAAAAUUUUUGACAGUAGAUGUUAAGAAAUCUAUGAUGUUAAAAUUUCAGGAUACUUACUCUGAAGUUGCUUGUGUCACAUUUUGAUGUGAUUGGCAAUGUAUUGAAACUUGGGAGAAAAAUAUCCUAGAGCUAAUUCAACAGAUAACUUCCAAAAGAAACCAUUCCUAAAAGUAGUCGCUUUUAAUUAUAUAUGUGUGGCCAAAACUGAAUGUGUUCAAUUGUGUGGUUUCUCUUCUUUAUCUUCCAGCAGUCUACCUCCACAAAUUCCUGGGAUUUGGGGUGAUGGUGGUGGUAGGAGAUAACAUGUAUGUAUGUGGGUUUGUAUGCAUACAUGAAUAUGUAUAUGGAUGACGAUUUUGGGAGUACUUAUUGUGAGGGGACCUGCAUGAAGUUAAUUACUGUGCAAUUGGUUCCUAGAACAUAUUAUAAACAAAAUCAGGGUGGUGUUUUUUUUCCACCUUUCCUAACUAGCAUGGUGACUCAAUGACUGCUAUAGAUUCGGUACAAACUAAGCAUCUAUUUAUGAUUCUUACCUUAAUCAUUUAUUACAGUGAAAAGAAUACUGUUAUACUUUGUAUAAUAAUUACCUGGAACUUUUAUAUAAAGCUUUUACUUUCCCCUUGUUUAUUUAAAAAUGUGAUUAUUAAUGUGUUUGUCAGUAUGACUCAGAGAUUCACAUUUUUCUCAAAGAGUUACUCAUAUUCUCUGUUUAUAAUAUUAUGCUAAAAUUGUUAUAGAAUUGGCCAGUGGAAACACCUUCAAGUUGGCCUCAGUAUCCAUUUGAUAACUCCCUAGAAUUCCUUGAGAAGGUACUUUGAUCUCUGAGCCUAACCAUCUCCAGAUCUGUAGAAAGGAAGUCAUGAUGUUUAUCUCAAAGCAUUGUUUUGAAGACUAGAAAAUAAAAAAGUGUGAAAAUAAUAGCCUAUGGAGUGUGGCAUCUAAUAAGCCUUCACCAGAAUGUUAGUUCCCUAUUCUAACUUUACUUCCUUCAUUCUGUCAGUGAGAUACCUCUCACAUUAACAUAAUACAAUGACUACAGAGAGAAUACCUGUAAAUAUAGCUGCAAGCAAUAAGAAACCCAUAUAUCCAUUAUGAGUGAGCUACAGUGUCACUGCUGUGUGUAAGACGGUUGUGGGAUAAAAAAACAGAGUAAAGAUAGGCAAGACAUCAUUCCUCUAUCCCUUGCAUUUUGUGUUUUUUCUCAUCAUCUUACUUUCCUCUAUUCCAUAUACUUUUUAUCCCUAGUUUAACAUCAGAGAAGCAUGUGUACACAUCCUAGAAAGAGGAGUGCCAUUAACAAUUCUCUAUUGCUUUUCAUUUCAUGUUUAUUGUAGUCUCUGCAGACAGCCAAAUAAGCUGAAUUUCAUAAAAUGUUAUAAAAUGGUGAUGUUCUAAUUCUGAUUUAUUCUACAUUCAUCAGCUGGAAAUCUGUAAAAGAAACUUCCCCUCAUCAACUACCAGGAUAUACUAAGGUCCUUACCACCAACUCAGAGAGAGGGUCUUAUGUGAAUCAAAACUCCACGUCCCAUCAGGAGAUUCAAUAGGAGGAACCUCCCUCCCAGGGAAAGACAGGGUAUCUCUCAUGCUGUACCACUUGGGAUUUGGGGAGGGGUGAUGCAGAUGCCACUUGGAAUGAACAGGGAAAGACUGAACUUUUUACAGAUAACUUUUGUCGAGUAUGUGGAGUGAUGCUACAGUUCGAAUCACAAAGGAUUUCACAUUAUGAGGUGCAUAGGAGUGGAGUAGUGGACAGAAACAAAUUUUGUGAUCUCUGCAACAUGAUUUUUAGCUCUCCAAUUGUUGCUCAAUCUCAUUAUGUGGGGAAGGUCCAUGCUAAAAAACUGAAGCAACUAACAGAGGAACAUUAUCAUGUAUCUCCAUCAGGAUUUCAACCAGAGAUGGCAGGUGUGCCUGUUCGUACUUACACAGAGUCAACCUUCCUGAAGCCUUUUGCUGCCAAGCCUCCUCCAGCAUUUAAUAUGAGAACCUACAUUUGCCAUAUUUGUAGUAUAACCUUUACAUCUUUAGAUAUGUUCCGGUCCCACAUGCAAGGGAGUGAACAUCAAAUUAAAGAAUCCCUUGUUAUCAAUCUAGUAAAGAAUUCAAAUACACAAGAUUCUUACCAAGUUGAAUGUGCAGAUUAUAUCAAAAUUCAGAAAACGAGAGAACUAGAGUAUAGGACUUGUUUCAGAAAGAUGGAAGAGAAUUACUUGGAAAGCCUUGGGUACAGAGAAAUGGUUGAUUCCAGAUCCAGACCUAAAAUGUAUGAAGAAAGACUUCCAUUUGAGACUUUCCAGACAUACCCAGGAUCAUACAAUAAUUCACAAACAGUGGAAAACCAGUUACCGCAUUGCUUACCAGCUCAUUCAAAGAAGACACAUGACUCUUUCAAAGAUGAACUUGAAGAUUACAUCAAAGUGCAAAAAGCUAGAGGACUAGAUCCAAACACUUGUUUUAGAAAGAUGAGAGAAAACUCUGUGAACCGAGGGUAUAGAGAAAUGGUUGAUUCUGGACCCAGACAAAGAAUAUGUGAGCAAAGAUUUUCUUUUGAGACUUCCCAUACCUACCACCAAUCAUACAGUAGUUCACCGGUGGAAGGCCAGUUACCUCAUUGGUUACCAGCUCAUUCAAAGAGAACAUAUGACUCUUUCCAAGAUGAACUUGAUGAUUACAUCAAAGUGCAGAAAGCCAGAGGAUUAGAGCCAAAGACUUGUUUCAGAAAGAUAGUUGAUAGCUCUGUGGAAACUCAUAGGCACAGAGAAAUGGUUGAUAGCAGAACAAGAUACAGAAUGUUUGAGCAAAGACUCCCAUUUGAGACUUUCCAGACCUAUACAGGACCAUACAAUAGUUCACAAACAGUAGAAAACCAGUUACCUCAUUGCUUACCAGCUUAUGACAGCAAACAGAGACUAGACUCUGUAAAGUACUGUCAACUUCCCAGAGACUAUUUCUCAGAAAAACCAGUACCUCUGAGCCUUAGUCAGCAAGAAAAUAACUCUGGCCCAUACAGUGCAGAAUGUGAAAUUUAUAAGCACUUUUCCUCAGAAAACAACACCAGCGACGAUCAAGCAGCUCAUAAACGGCGACACCAGAAGAAAAGACGACACCUUGAGGAAGGUGAAGAAAGGCAAGAGAAGGAGCAGUCCAAGCAUAAAAAGAAAAAGAGUUAUGAGGAUAUGGAUUUAGGCAAAGACAAGAGCAUCCAACAAAGUAAACGAGAAGAGGAUAAAGUCAGAGUCAGUUCAGGAAAACUUAAGCAUCGAAAAAAGAAAAAAAGCCGUGAUAUAUCCUCUGAAAAAGAAGAACGUAAGCACAGGAAAGAGAAAAGAAAAUCUGUUGAAGAAAGGACAGAAGAGGAAAUGCUUUGGGAUGAGUCAAUUCUUGGAUUUUAAACUUUUAGUUUACCAAAGGAUGAUUUGAA